Aegilops tauschii subsp. strangulata is the source of this 375-nucleotide messenger RNA. The record is from RefSeq and is a predicted model, not a curated record. Lineage: Eukaryota; Viridiplantae; Streptophyta; Magnoliopsida; Poales; Poaceae.
AUGGCCUCGUGCCACCUGUCCAUCGACGCCGCCAGCCGCCGCAGGCCCACCGGGGAACAGAUCCGGCCCGCCCCGGGCCAGAUCGGGCCCGAGCCUCGCCGCCCGGCGCCUCUAGCGUCGGCGCCCCACCACUGUCGCGCCUCCACCGCUGCCGUCCAGCGCCGGCCGCCGCCUUCCCCAUCGCCGGCGCCCCCGCCGCCGCCGCCCUGGAGCAGGAGCUCCCUCCUCCGUCGCCUCACUCCGGUGUCGCGCCGCCCUCCUCCCCGCGCCCGAGCGCCGCGUCCCGCGCCCGACCUCGCCGCCGGGAGCCUCGCCGCUCGCCGGUAUCCGCGUCACUGGCGCCGCCCGCAGCUCCCCGCCGCCUCGCCGCACUGA